UCAUUUGUCCCGAAUUCUGUUUCUGUCCCUAUGCUGCCCUUACCAGAGAGAGGCGUGGCACGCACAUGGAACGCGGAAGCGCACACGUUCCCCUCACUGGCAAACUGAUCUGAGCACAAUGGAGGAGAAUCGAACAGUAAAUAGAUCGUGGCGGAAAGUUCUGCUCUUCUGGUUGCCAGAGGUCACUCUUACCCCCGGCUCUACUCUCACCGUAUUACUAUCCUUGGCGGUAUCGGCACCGGCACUAACAAGUGGGGCAGGUGCUGAAAGUAAACUUGACUUGGACGCCGAAGUGCUGGGGAGCCUCUCGGUCCACAGAUUGAUCACAUAUAUUUAUUUCCAUGAAGAUCUACCAACAUUGGUGUGCAGUUGCCUGAUCAUUUGGUAUUUUGGCGCCGGUUUUGAAGAGAAUGUUGGCACAGUGAAGUUUUGUUACCUCACACCACUAUUUGCUGUAGGCAGUGGACUUCUGUAUCUGGCUGUCCUUGCCACAGGCAUCAACCUUCAAGUGGAUGGAAGAGUUCAAGGAUUUACUGCAGUCGCUUUUUCUAUGCUGAGCAUCUUUAUCAUGUGCACCAGUCUGAAGCGCCUGGUAUUCUUUGGGUUCAUGGUGCGCACAAAGGUGCUGCCGCUGUUGUUUCUGGUACUUGCACUCUUCGUACCUCACGCUCCUCUGCUCAGUAAUGUUUGUGGCAUCCUGGUUGGUGUCAUUUAUAGUUUGGGUGGCUGCUUUUUUCUGGAUCCUUCAGAGUCCAUGUUGUCCCGAGUAGAUGAAAUGUGGCCAUUCAGGGUGUUGCAGCGCAUCCCGUUUUGGAGGUACAUCCCUGCAUCUUCAGCUGAGAGAAAUGCUUCCCAAACCAGAAAGCUAAACCCGCCACCUGGAUCCUACCCCACUCAGCAGUACUACACUCCACCUCAAGGCCUGAAUGACACCUACUCUCCAUAUCACCACAUGAAGCCUGCGGUAAUGUGGCCACCUGCUGGUGUCUCUACCUACCCAGUGGGAGCAGCUCCUGGGGUGUAUCACCAUGAGAAUCAUGUCUGCUCAGGAGGACAUGGACACAGUCACAGUGAUGUUGGAUUUUCUUCAAAUAACUAUGAAGCCAGUUUGCAAAAGGGCUUUGAAAGUUCUCCAGCUCAGCCAGAAUUACUGCAAGUACAGACGCAGUGAAAUGAUGGCUUUGGAAUUUCAGUCAUGCUUCCAUAUUGGUUGCAGAGUUUACAAUGGAACAUCAUCACGUCAUGAACUACAACUUUCUGUGUGUAUAAGUAAUGCUAUGGGCUGAAGGAGUUGGUGUUUUCUUGUGUGUGCCUAAUACCUAAUUUCAUGUGGAAUACAUGUACAAUUCUAUACCAAUAAUACCUGGCACGUCAUGAAAUGAUACUCAGACCUUACUGCUGGUACUCUUACCAAUACUACCUUCAAUGGAAUUAUUUUGCCAGUGGUAGUAAUCAGAGUAUAAGCCCAUAGUACUUAUGUUAUGUGCAAAACAAAGUGACUGAACAAUUCCAGUUUACUCAGGUGUUGUGUGUGUUGUGCUACAUAGAAUAACACGGUAUAAUACUCUAAUUCCUUUGAGAAACUUUUUUUUGCUUUUAAACAUUAAAGCAGCAAUCCCACAUAAAGUUUUAUUUAAAUCGCAAGCUAGGGGCCCAAUUCAGAGGUGGAAAGACUGAUAACUUUCGUACAUUUGCAAUGUUUGUGGGACUGCGCAUGUGCAGAACGAAACCUGUGAGAUCACAUGCAGUGCCCCCAUGAUGGGCCAUGUUGGAGUGGGGUGGCACUGCCUGCAUCUCCAGAAAACGGGGGCAUCAGCCCUGGAUUAUGUGUGUGGGAAGGCCAGUGUCUGUGUCUUCUGAUGCAGAGUUACUAGUCUCACAAGUUGCCAACCCUGCGAUGGUGAUCCAGUGCUGUAUUUCAGACGCCUCCUGCAGCAUUGGCAUAUUUUGCAGAGCGAUUGUGUCUGAAUCAUUCCUGAAGUGCCUUUCAAGCAUGUAUUUUCUUAACUACCUAACAAAUCAUGAUCUCCUUUCAAAGUCUGUGUGUUGGGCAAACAGAAAUAUAGACACAAUGUACUACACAGGCACAGGCUCUCGGUAAAGAAGGAAGAAGGCUGAUAUCACAAAGCAGUCUGAAAUUACAGGGGCAUUCCAAAGAGAUCAAUAUGAUAUCCCGGCAGUCAGGAGACCGAUACCGGGAUCCCGGCAGUCAGGAGACCGAUGACGGGAUCCUGGCGGCGAGCGCAGCAUGUUCCCUCGUGGGCUCACUGUGCUAGCCUCGCUUCGGGCCUGGUGGUGACCUUGGCUUGCCACAGGGCUAUAUUCGCCCUCUGAGGGUGGCGUGGACCACCGACCAAGUGGGGAUUCCAGCCGGCGGUCGGGAUUCCAACCGUUGGUAUUUCACCAGCUGUUGGGAUUCCGGAGUCAGCAUCCUGACAGCCGGGAUCCCGACAGCCGGUAAAUUGACGGCCUCCCAUUCCAAAGCCUCUCUGCUCACUACAUCAUGUGGCAUGCAGGCGUGGUUGCUGUGAUAGUCCAGAAUCAUAGAUAGUAACUUGAAGAAUAGAACAAAACAAGGGAAAUGAUAGAUACUAAAAUUGUUCUUAAAACAUUUUUUACUGAUUUAUGUAAAAAAAAAAAAAUCUUUCAUGGGAUUACUGCUUUAAGGGGUGAGGUAAUAGCUGAGCUCUGCGUGCCAUAUUGUUAGAGACUGUUCAUUAUAUGCUAUUUUAGCACUGAUUUAGUUUGUACUUUUAUUACCGACUUCGCUCCUGACACCAAACAAUUCUCAGUGGGCAGCUACCUUGUUCACUUGUGAUAUUUAUGUGAAAUAUAUAUUUGUAUAUUCUAAUGGACUCUUAAAUGAAAUCUUAUUUUCUCUAACGUCCUAGAGGAUGCUGGGACUC
Molecule: messenger RNA, 2906 nt
Organism: Pseudophryne corroboree (corroboree frog)
Lineage: Eukaryota; Metazoa; Chordata; Amphibia; Anura; Myobatrachidae
Gene: RHBDD2
Product: rhomboid domain containing 2
Exons: 4
Coding region: 119-1171 (350 amino acids)
Cellular component (GO): membrane
Molecular function (GO): serine-type endopeptidase activity
Source: RefSeq, a predicted model, not a curated record